Nicotiana tabacum (common tobacco) is the source of this 2484-nucleotide messenger RNA. RefSeq lists its product as uncharacterized. NCBI's taxonomy places the organism in Eukaryota, Viridiplantae, Streptophyta, Magnoliopsida, Solanales, Solanaceae. Gene Ontology annotation, molecular function: protein binding. The record is from RefSeq and is a predicted model, not a curated record.
UGUCUACUAAUUAGAGACAGCCGACGAUCAUUGUUUAGCACAGCAAUAUGCCUAAGCUUUUCCCCGUUCGUCGUCCUUUAAAACUAGUUUCUGCUACUUCUUUAAAAUCCUUCAAUUCAACUCCAUUUCUACACAAAGAAGAACAAAUCACUACUACUACUAUUACAACCAAUGAAAAUCUCACAAAUUCCUCAUCCCAAAACCUCGAAGAACAACUUCGUAAACUCCGAAUUUUACUCCAACAACAUCGUACUGAAACUGCAAAGCAAUUCUUGGGUACCCUUAUUCAAAAGAACUCAGUUUCACAACUCUAUACUCUUUUUUCACCUUCCCCUACAAAAUCCAUUUUUUCUAACUUGUUAUUAUCACUUUAUUCAGAGUCAAAACUUAUCAAUGAAGCUAAAGAACUUUACUUUAUGAUAAGGAAUGAUAAAAAGUUUCCAUCUUUAUCAGCUUUUAAUGUGUUUCUUGAAUCUUUGAAUAGUUUGAGAAAUUACAAAGUGACCCUUGAAGUAUUUGAUGAUGUAGUGAGUUGGGGUAUAAGAGUUGAUAGGUUUAGUUAUGGUAAAGCUAUACAAUCAGCUGUGAAAAUUGGGGAUUUAGGUAAAGCUUUGGAGUUGUUGAAUUGUAUGAGAAAGGAUAAGUUGAGUUUAAAUGAGUUUGUGUAUAAUGUAGUGAUGGGUGGGUUGUGUAAAGAGAGGAGAGUUGGGGAAGCGCGGAAACUGUUUGAUGAAAUGCUUGAGAGAAAAGUGGCGCCGAGUAAGGUGACUUAUAAUAUUCUAAUGGAUGGGUAUUGUAAAACGGGGAAGUUGGAAGAGGCUUUUAAGUUGAGAGAAAAGAUGAAGAGUGAUAAUGUGGAGCCGAAUAUUGUGACGUUUAAUACAUUGCUUAGUGGACUUUGUAAGUUGGGGAAGAUGGAGGAGGCUAAUUGUGUUGUGGAGGAAAUGAAGGGUUAUGGGUUUGUACCUGAUGGGUUUACUUAUAGUAUACUUUUCGAUGGGCAUUCACGACGUGAUGAUGUUAGUUCUUCGUUGGCAUUGUAUGAUGAAGCGGUUAAAAAAGGAGUGCAGAUGAAUGAGUACACGACUAGCGUUUUGUUGAAUGGCUUGUGCAAGAAAGGGAAGACGGAUAAGGCUGCAGAGAUCUUGAAAAAGUUGAUGGAAAAUGGGCUUACUCCUACUGAGGUGUUGUUUAAUACCAUUUUAAGUGGCUAUUGCAAAGAAGGCUGUAUGGAGAAGGCUUAUUCAACUAUUGACGAAAUGGAAAUUUCCGGGGUAAAGCCAAGCUGCGUCACAUUUAAUACUCUGAUCACGAAAUUUUGUGAAUUGGGUAUGAUGGAAGAGGCAAAAGAAUGGUUAAGGAAAAUGCUUGAGAAGCCAGUUCCCCCUAACGUGCAAACAUAUAACAUCUUAAUUGAUGGAUUCGGGCGCAAGCGGGAAUUCACGAGGUGUUUUGAGAUUCUUGAGGAGAUGGAAGAUAACGGAUUGAAGCCUAAUGUAAUUACAUAUGGUUCACUAAUCAAUUCUUUGUGCAAGGAUGGUAGGCUUCUUGAAGCUGAUGUAGUCCUAAAUGAUAUGAUCAGUAGAGGGGUUAAACCAAAUGCACAUAUCUAUAAUAUGCUUAUAGAUGGACAUUGUAUGAGAGGAAAAAUGAGUAAUGCUUUUGAAUGUUUCGAGAAGAUGGUAGAAAGUGAUAUAGAAACAACACUGGUUACAUACAAUACUCUAUUAAAUGGGCUGUGCAAAAAGGGUAUGAUCAAAGAAGCCGAGGAUUUGGUUGUGCAUAUUCUACUCAAGGGUUUAAAUCCAGAUGUUAUCACGUACAAUUCUUUAAUGUCUGCGUAUUCAGAUGCAGGGGACACUGGAAAGUGUUUCCAAAUGUAUGAGAAAAUGAAAACCUCUGGCAUAAAACCUACUAUGAACACAAUUCAUCCUCUAAUUAGAGUGUGCAAAAAGGAAAAGAAUGAACUGGUGCUAAUCGACAAAAUUGUUCAAGAAAUGGCCGAGAUGGAUCUUUCUCCGGACCGAGUGGUAUAUAAUGAGCUCAUCCAUUGCUAUGCGCUGCAUGGAGAGGUUCAGAAGGCACUUUCCAUGCACGUAGAGAUGGUGGAACGAGGAAUUCCUUCUGACAAGAAGGCGUACAAUAGCUUGGUUAUGGUGCAUUUGAAAGAGGGAAAAUGUGAAGAAGCCAAGAAUCUUGUCGAUCAGAUGAAGGCUAACAAUAUUGUUCCCAAUGAUGAAACUUAUAAUAUUCUGAUUGAAGGGCAUUGCAAACUUAAAGAUUUUCUUGGUGCAUACAUGUGCUACAGAGAGAUGCUUGACAAUGGUCUUCUCCCGGUAGCCAAUAUCUGUAAUGAGCUAGUAUCUGGCCUUAGAGAGGAAGGAAGAUUGCAAGAGGCACAAAUUAUAUGCUCAGAAAUGAGUUCUAAAGGAAUUGAAGAGUGCAAUACAAAUGAGGAUCUUUCUGCUGUUGGGAGAGCGUAGG